Molecule: messenger RNA, 780 nt
Organism: Cloeon dipterum
Lineage: Eukaryota; Metazoa; Arthropoda; Insecta; Ephemeroptera; Baetidae
Product: transmembrane reductase CYB561D2-like
Exons: 2
Coding region: 52-702 (216 amino acids)
Molecular function (GO): transmembrane monodehydroascorbate reductase activity; heme binding
Source: RefSeq, a predicted model, not a curated record
ACAUACGCACGCCGAUGACAGAUCAUUCAGUGACAGAAAACCGGCCAAGAAAUGGUAAAAACGAAGGGCGUGAGCAACAAAAUUUUUUACUUUGCUGCAAUUCUGCUGCAAAGUUUUUGCCAUGGAAUCGCCAUUGCAAUUCCGUUUGUCGUCUGUUGGUAUUGCUUCAGUGACUACUCCCUCUUCUCAUUUCACCCGUCGUUUUUCUCCAUUGGGUUCCUCCUGCUCUUCACGGAGGGAUUCUUGCUCUUCCUGCCAGAUAACGUGCUGACGAAGACCUUGGCGCGGCAGACGACCGGCAAGAUCCACGGCGCCCUGCAGGCGUUGGGCUUCGCGUUCUCGGUCGCCGGCUUCGUCAUCAUCGUGGUGUACAAGUUCAACAACAACUUCCAGCACAUCCGGUCGGCGCACUCGAUCACGGGCCUGGUGGCGUUCAUCCUGACCUGCCUGGCCUUCUGCGGCGGCGUGGCCACCAGGCUGAAGGUGCCGCACCUGGCCAGACUCAAGGUCGGACACAACGCCCUCGGGCUCGUCGCCUACGCUGUCGGCAUUUCAGCCCUGUGCCUCGGGCUGCUCGCAAAGUUCCCCGAUUACGUUGGCGACGGCUGGGUCACCUGCAUGGUGGUGCUGACCGCCGUCACAGGCGCCACCAUAGUUUCAAACGCUCUCUUCUCGCUGUUCAAACGCGUCAAAAACUUGUGACUCACAGACUUUUAUAAUGACAAACUGUAAUAAAAGAUAAGUAUUUAUGACUCAAAUAAACUCGUAAAAGAGUUAUUU